Messenger RNA from Bolinopsis microptera, 1634 nucleotides. RefSeq lists its product as uncharacterized. Bases 93 to 725 code for a protein of 210 amino acids. The transcript is spliced from 8 exons. The record is from RefSeq and is a predicted model, not a curated record. Gene Ontology annotation, cellular component: centrosome; centriole. NCBI's taxonomy places the organism in Eukaryota, Metazoa, Ctenophora, Tentaculata, Lobata, Bolinopsidae. Gene Ontology annotation, molecular function: calcium ion binding. Gene Ontology annotation, biological process: mitotic cell cycle; centriole replication.
UUUAUCUGAUCGCUCGAAGUAGAACUGGAUAGAGAGCUGGUCAGGACGCUGAUGUUGAGUUAUGAGAGCAGACUGAAGCUGUUGCCGUCCUCAUGUCUCAAGACAAUCCUCCCACGAGUUGCUUCUCCUGCACUCGCUUCACAAAUACUCUUUCAAGAUUAGUGCGACGAAAUAGUAUAAAGCCUUACGAAACUGAUACCUCAGAUAAGCACAAUGUUAAUGGAACCACUGUCCUCAAAGUUUACCAAAAUGAGGCUGCUCUUAAAAUGGAAAAAUCUGAGUUAGAGGAACAAUUUAGGAUAGUGGAUCUCAACAAAGAUGGGUUUAUAGACGCCGAAGAGCUGAAGAUGGUCAUGAAGAACCUGGGGAUGAAACACAGCGAUGAAGAGAUAUCGUUAAUGAUGCAGCAUGCCGAUAUUAACGGCAGCGGGAAGAUCGAAGAGGACGAUUUCAUGAAAGUAAUGUCCGAUUAUUUGGACUCAGAAAAAGAAGAGACCCUCGACGUUAGAGAUCUAUUUGACUUCUUUGACUCAGAUAAAGAUGGUUUUAUUUCCCAACAGGAGCUACAGUUUGCGAUAAAAGAAGUGUUACAAGACUCUAUCUCAGCGAAUGAAAUUGAAACGAUGAUGAAGCUAGCUUGCAAGAAGGCACGCAAAUCAAAAGACGCUAUGAUAUCUUUUAGAGAUUUCCAACUGUUACUCGAAGAUGUUGGCUUCACUGCUUGAGACUGAGUCAACGAAUAUGUGACUAAACCAGACGUCAAGUAGCUUUAAGUAUAUUUGAACAUGGAUCCGAUUUUACCACUGACGAGUCGAUUGACGAUGCAAUGCUACUAAUACAAUUUCGUCGUGCGAGAAGCUUUAUUUCAUGUGCGGUGCGGCCAGUAGUGCAUCGCGCUACAACUGUAGUAGUGCAUCGCGCUACAACUGACGAGUUUAACUUAAAACAAGAUAUUAUAGUAAUGUAAAUUUCAGCAAGAUGCUUGUGAUUAGAUAAUUAUUAUAUACUGGACCACUGAGAGUGAGGACGUUAUUUAAGAAUCUUGAGACCGUUCUGUUAACAUGUUAAAAUAUUCACGGAUAGCUUGACAAUUAAAAUAUCCGAAGAAACCUUUAAAAAUGCUAUACCACAUUUGACUCGCAAACUAAUUUAAAUGAUUUUAUUAAUUUGCUGUUUUUAUCAAAAAUUUGCUUACCGAACAUUAUUUGGUCGGACAUUACGUGAGCGCUGGAGACCUCUGCGUUUGCAUAGCAUAAUGUCCGACCAAAUUAAAGUCCGGCAACCAUGUACGUGCAGAGAAAUGUUUGCAUCCACCCAAAAUAAUGUCUGCACUCGAUGCCGCCCAAAUAACUUGAAUUUAUCGACCCGUUGCUCAAUUUGUAUCAGUGCUAUAAAUGUACAUAAUGUUUCUCUUUAAAUUUGAUGUUUGUUCUAUAGAUGUUUCGAGGGAAGCACACCAUAUCCAUAUUUUACUAUUUUAUAGCGUAGGCCGUGUUUCAGUUUGACUUUAGUCGUGAUGAUAACAUUCAUUUAUAAUAUGAGAAUUUAAAUUAUUAUUAUAUUAUAAUAAAUUGACCUUUGCUUGUAUUUAGUUUGUUUACAUAUUUAUGUAGAACCAAUUUGUUUUCUAAACU